This is a messenger RNA of Pseudogymnoascus verrucosus, 1308 nucleotides long. RefSeq lists its product as uncharacterized. Gene Ontology annotation, molecular function: protein-folding chaperone binding. Bases 1 to 1308 code for a protein of 435 amino acids. The transcript is spliced from 2 exons. Lineage: Eukaryota; Fungi; Ascomycota; Leotiomycetes; Thelebolales; Thelebolaceae. The record is from RefSeq and is a predicted model, not a curated record.
AUGUUCAUAAAAACCAACAGUCACCCCACCCCCCACUAUAGCACAUCCCGCUUGUCGAACCUCCUCCUCUCACGACCCCUCGUCACCCCAAAAAGCGCUCACGCCCUCGCUGGCGUUGACCGCUUUCCUCCCCAAACCCCCCGCCGCGGGUCUCCAUCUAACCAAGUCAAGGUGGCUUCACGCGCAGUGGCAUCGCAAGGUGCCACGACUUUCACAUCCUUGGUUCAACACCUGCCCGACUCGCUGCAGAGCUACCUCGACGCCGCCCUCGUCAGCGUCAACAGCGCCUAUCAGCAAAUUCCCGAGCCCGCUCGAGACUACAUCCACGAGGCCGCUGAACGCUCGUACCUUAAUACGCCGGUUGGUCUUGCCGGAACCACACUGGUCCUUGUCGCGACUAUCGUUUCAAUGAGUCGCUGGGGAUCUAGCUUCUGGACUGGAGGGCAACGCUUGUCGCCGUUUAGCUCCAGAUCUCACGCCCCGCCUGUCAUCACUAACGACGACUUCUCCUACAUCACAUCGGAAGAUUUGGCGGAACCAGGCAGAGCAUAUGACCCGCUGUCUCGCCCGCCAGCCUCGAGCGAUUUAGAGGACGAUGUGCUGUUACUGAAGAACAAGGGAAUCACAUAUCCGCUGAAGUUCCCGGCAUUCAGCAUCGGCGAUGGGAAGCUGCUCGUUCAGGAUGUACGAGAGCGUGCUAUGGUGGUGCUUGGCAUCAGAAACAGGCCUAUAAAACUGCUAUACAAGGGGAAGCAGCUGAAGGACAACGAAGCAUUCUGCCGCGACUAUGGCUUGAAGGAUAAGUCUGAGGUCUUGUGCAUCGUGGGAGAGCCUCAGGCUGGCGACUCGGACUCGGGUCUCAGCGACACGGGGACCGGUGGGUCCAAGGAUUCAAAGAAGAAGAAGAAUAAGAAGGGCAAGAAGGGCAAGUCGGGCAAGUCGAAGAAGAAGAGCGACAAAGACGAUGUCAAGGAGGGGCAGGGGCAGGGGGCUGCUGGAGGAGGGUCACGGACAGACUCGCCAGCUAAUGCUCCGAAGACACCGUUAGAAAAACUGAACGCUAUUGCAUCGGACUUCCAUACGAAGAUCCUCCCGCUCUGUAUCGUAUACACGGCAAACCCACCAGAAGACCCGAAGAAGAAGGACUUCGAGCAUAAGAAGCUGGGGGAGACGAUCAUGACCCAAGUACUACUGAAGUUGGAUGGAGUUGAUACGGAGGGAGACCCAGAGGCCAGGCAGGUCAGAAAGGACCUUGUCAAGGAGACACAGGGAGUUUUAGAUGGGCUCGAUGCGGCUGCGGCACGUUGA